AUGGGUGUGCCUAUUCUAGAACCAGCCUACAGAAACACAAUCCACUUCUGGUUGAAAGGGACUAGAGGGGUUUACCUGUUGCAAGGAUUAAGAAGGAGAAGGUUUUUGAUGACAAAGGUUGACUGUUGCCUGAUGCCUCUAAUAUUAGGUGAAUGCCUUGCUGUUUUUACCGUGCUGAUGUUCCCGCUGCUGUUGCUCUGGGAUGUUUUGGGGAAGCUGGAUGGAGGCUGA
Messenger RNA from Ilex paraguariensis (yerba mate), 231 nucleotides. Lineage: Eukaryota; Viridiplantae; Streptophyta; Magnoliopsida; Aquifoliales; Aquifoliaceae. The record is from the annotation of a GenBank genome assembly.